Phyllostomus discolor (pale spear-nosed bat) is the source of this 3630-nucleotide messenger RNA. It is a transcript of the gene HMMR, whose product is annotated as hyaluronan mediated motility receptor. Lineage: Eukaryota; Metazoa; Chordata; Mammalia; Chiroptera; Phyllostomidae. Gene Ontology annotation, cellular component: membrane. Bases 245 to 2512 code for a protein of 755 amino acids. Gene Ontology annotation, molecular function: hyaluronic acid binding. The transcript is spliced from 18 exons. The record is from RefSeq and is a predicted model, not a curated record.
AACUCACUGCAUCUCCACCGGAAUGACGCCACAAGCCGGCUUCCAAAAUUCUCAGAUUUGAAGUGCGCUUGCGCAAAUGCUACUAGGGCGAAGGGUACAAUUGAGUAACGCCAGGAAUGACUGGGUGCGUCCCCCCUGAACUCACAAGCCACCUAAUUGGACGCGGGGAGAGCUUAAUGCGCAUGCUCUUGGAUGUUCCCUUCCUGGAUUGGUGUAUCCAGGGUUUUGGUUUUUCAAUUGGUUAAUGUCUAGGUGGGCGGGGAAUGAGCUGGGAGAUUUGAAUUUGAAGUCAGUAAAUUCCAAAAGCUGCACUAGGAAGUUGCCGAGGAGCGCUGGUACCCUUCGGUUUGUGGAGCUGGUCGUCAGCAUGUCGUUUCCUAAGGCGCCCCUGAAACGAUUCAAUGACCCUUCUGGUUGUGCACCAUCUCCAGGUGCUUAUGACGUGAAAACUUCGGAGGUGUUGAAAGGGCCAGUGUCCUUUCAGAAAUCACAACGAUUUAAAAAACAAAAAGAAUCUCAACAGAAUUUUGCUGUUGACAAGGAUACUACCUUGCCUACUUCAGCAAGAAAAGUUAAGACUUUGGGAUUAAAGAAGGAAUCUCAAAAGAAUGAUAAAGACUUGAAGAUGCUGGAAAAAGAGAUCCGCAUCCUCGUGCAGGAACGUGGUGCUCAGGACAAGCGGCUCCAGGAUCUGGAGGCCGAGCUGGAGAAGCUGGAAGCAAAGCUAAGUGCCGUGGUCAGGGAGAAAACCUCUCUCUCUGCAGGUAACGCUUCCCUGGAGAAGCAGCUUACCGAACUAACCAGGACAAAUGAGCUGCUAAAGUCUAAGUUUUCUGAAGAUGGUAACCAGAAGAAUCUGAGGGUUCUAAGCCUUGAGUUGAUGAAAUUUAGAAACAGAAGAGAAACUAAGAUGAGGAGUAUGGUGGCUAAGCAACAAGGCAUGGAGGUGAAACUGCAGGUCACCCAGAAGAGUCUCGAGGAGUCUCAGGGGAAAGGAGCACAGCUCGAGGGAAAACUUGUUUCAAUACAGAAAGAAACGCUUGACGAAAAAUCUGAUACGGAAAAACUCUUAGAAUACAUUGAAGAAAUAAGUUGUGCCUCAGACCAAGUGGAAAAAUACAAGCUAGACAUUGCCCAGCUAGAAGAAAAUUUGAAAGAGAAGAAUCAUGAAGUUUUAAGUCUUAAGCAGUCUCUUGAGGAAAACAUUGUCAUCUUGUCCAAACAAGUAGAAGACCUGGAUGCUAAAUGUCAACUACUUGAGAAAGAAAAAGAAGACCUCAUUAACAGGGACAGAGAAGAGGAUGAAAAUCUGAAGUCUGAAAUGCAAAACUUAGAAGAGAAGUUAAUUCUUGAAAAACAAGAACAUGAAAAGCUACAGCAAAGAGAGUUGGAAAUUGAUGCCCUUCUGCAACAAGAGAAGGAAUUAUCUUCUAGUCUUCAGCAGAAGCUUUGUUCUUUCCAAGAAGAAAUAAUGAAAGAAAGGAAUCUCUUUGAGGAAGAAUUAAAGCAAGCUCUGGAUGAGCUGGAUAAACUACAGCAAAAGGAGGGACAAGCCGAACAGCUGGUCAGACAACUGGAAGAAGAAGCAAAAGCCAGAGCCGAAGAGCUGGUGCUUCUAGAAGAAAAGCUGAAGGGGAAAGAAGCUGAACUCGAGAAAAGUGAUGCUGCUCACGCUCAGGCCGCCCUGCUUUUGCAGGAAAGGUGUGACAGUGCGGUGCAAGGCCUCGGAGAUGUCACCGCUCAGUUCGAAAGCUAUAAAGCAUUAACAGCUAGUGAGAUAGAAGAUCUUAAGCGGGAGAACUCAUCGCUUAAGGAAAAAGUGGCCAAGGCUGAGAAAAGCGCAGAGGAUGUUCAGCAUCAGAUACUGGCAGCUGAGAACUCGAAUCAAGAAUAUGCAAGGAUGCUUUUAGAUCUUCAGACCAGAUCAGCACUUAAAGAAGCAGAAAUUAAAGACAUCACAGUUUCUUCUUUUCAAAAAAUCACUGAUCUGGAGAACCAACUGAAGCAGCAACGGGAAGACUUUAAGCAGCAGCUGGAAGAAGCAGCAGCAAGACAGGCUGGAAAGGAAAAUACAGUGGCAGAGUUAACUGAGGAAAUGAAUAAGUGGCGUCUCCUUUAUGAAGAACUGUAUAACAAAACAAAGCCUUUUCAGCUACAACUGGAUGCAUUUGAAGCAGAGAAACAGGCCUUGCUGAGUGAACACGGUGCCGCUCAGGAACAGCUGAACGCGCUCAGAGACUCGUAUGCUAAGUUGUUGGGUCAUCAGAACCUAAAGCAAAAAAUCAAGCAUGUUGUGAAAUUGAAAGAUGAAAAUAGCCAACUCAAAUCGGAGGUGUGCAAACUCCGCUCCCAGCUUUCUAAAAUAAAGCAAAACGAGAGAAAACUUCAGGGGGAACUGAAUAAAGCUCUGGGUAUCAAACACUUUGAUCCUUCGAAGGCUUUUCUUCAUGAAAGUAAAGAAAAUUUUGCUCCCAAAACCCCACUAAAAGAAGGCAACACCAACUGCUGUUGAGCCCCCCAUAGAGUUUCAGGAAUCAUUCAAGCAAACAUCUGAAAAACCAGUCGAAGAUUAUUUUAUUUUUAUUCUUUGCUAUUCUUUAUUUUUAUUUCAUUGUUAUUAUUGCUGUUGUUACUGUUGUGUUUGUUAUGAAUACUUUGAAAUAUAUUUAAUAUUAACUUCCUAUUUUUGGGUAUCUAAAAGCAAGUUCAACAUUUUUCCCAAUAUGGCAUCUGACAUUUUGUUUUCUAUUGCCAAUGCCUCCUCCCUGAUGCUCAUUUUCAGCACUUCAUUCUAAACCUCCUACCUGGCUUUCCAGCUUUACAAUUCGUCCCAUCCGCUGACAUUCCUUUAAAAAAUCACUAUUCUGUCAUUACCCUCCUAUUCUGAAACCUUAGGUGGUUUCAAGAUGCUGAUCCCCAGGUUUUUAGUUUGAUCCUGGACAGCUUUCCUCAUCUGAACCUCUUAAGCUAGGACAAAGCACCUUGGCCUGUUCUUGCCUCCACUUUGAUUCUCCUAAUAAUGUUUCCUCUGUUUCACCCACCAGACACUUAACCCAGUUCAAGUAAGAAGUAAGGGCAUGCUUAAUCGCAUAGUAAUCUCUUUAUCUCUUAUCAGAGUCACAAGCAGGUCAAUAAUUUGCAGAUUCCUAGACUCUCUCCCAGGCCUACUAAAUUAAAAUCUGCCUUUUUUCCUGAAAAUCUGCACUUUAAACAAACUCUGCAGUUAAUUCUUAGAUACAUCAAAAAUCUGAGAACUACUGCUCUUAGCUACUCUUCAAAGAAUUUUUUUAUACCACUUGGCAUCAGCCUGACUAGUGGGUAUUUGAUUACUAUUUCCGUAAUGUGAAGUGAAAGUCACACAUUAAGUCAUUAACCUAAGUAUUCAACAUAUAUGAAGUUAUAUUAAUGCAUGAAUGAAAGGUGUGUUUAUUAUCUGUGUCCGCCCCUCCCUUUCUUGUCAAUAGAAUUACAAGUGGCAGUAGACUAUUUAGAGAGUGGUAAUUAUCUAAAAUUUCUGAGUUAGUUAGUAUAUUAUAAAACAUGUAAAAAAUAUGUCUCUAUUGAUGUACUAACGAACUUAUUACAAUCAGAUUAUCUUUUCAUAAUAAAUUAUUGUAUUGUGUCUUAAUA